Molecule: messenger RNA, 3780 nt
Organism: Nestor notabilis (Kea)
Lineage: Eukaryota; Metazoa; Chordata; Aves; Psittaciformes; Psittacidae
Product: DNA helicase INO80-like
Biological process (GO): chromatin remodeling; DNA-templated transcription; DNA repair
Cellular component (GO): nucleus; Ino80 complex
Molecular function (GO): ATP binding; histone binding; DNA binding
Source: RefSeq, a predicted model, not a curated record
AGCUGUGUGUUCAGAGGUACUUGUGCAUGAGGAGAAGUUUGUUCUAUGGCCUCGGAGCUGGGUGCCAGGGAGGAUGGCAGCUGCUCAGAGCUGGCAAAACCUCUUUAUCUGCAGUAUCUGGAGAAAGCUCUGCAACUGGAUCAGUUUUUACGACAGACAUCUGCCAUCUUUAACAGAAGUAUAUCCAGCGAUGAAAGUGAAGAUGGAUUGGAUGACAAUCCUUUGCUGCCUCAGUCUGGGGAUCCAAUGAUGCAAAUUAAGGAAGAGCCUUCAAACUCGUUGCUUGGGGAGUCUUCUGGAGCAGGGAAUUCUGGGCUGCUGAACACACAUUCCCUGAAUGGAGUGCUGCAGCCAGAACCAAAGUCUGAAAAAGGAAGCUUGUAUAACUUUUCCAAACUGAAGAAAAGCAGAAAGUGGCUGAAGAGUAUCCUUCUGAGUGAUGACUCCAGUGACACAGAUUCACUGAGUGAUGAGGAUGGUGAGGAGGAUGAAGAAUUUUCCCUUUCAAGGGAGGAACUUCAUGAUAUGCUGAGAUUACACAAAUAUAAGAAACUGCAUCAAAGUAAAUACAGCAAAGACAAAGAGUUGCAGCAAUACCAGUACUACAGUGCAGGACUGCUGUCUACACACGAUCCUUACUAUGAGCAGCAGCGCCACCUGCUAGGGCCCAAGAAAAAGAAGUUUAAAGAAGAGAAAAAAUUAAAAGGCAAGUUGAAAAAAGUAAAGAAAAAGAGGAGACGGGAUGAAGAACUCUCUUCAGAGGAGUCACCACGAUGCCACCAUCACCAGACCAAAGUUUUUGCCAAGUUUUCUCAAGAUACACCACCACCUGGGUCCAAGAAAAAGCAUUUGAGUAUUGAGCAACUUAACGCACGUCGGCGGAAAGUGUGGCUUAGCAUCGUUAAAAAGGAGUUGCCAAAGGCAUACAAACAAAAAGCCUCAGCCCGCAACCUUUUCCUAACCAACAGCAAAAAGCUUGCCCAUCAGUGCAUGAGGGAGGUACGUCGAGCUGCUAUCCAGGCCCAGAAAAACUGUAAGGAAACUCUACCACGGGCACGUCGUCUUACCAAGGAGAUGCUUCUCUACUGGAAAAAGUAUGAAAAGGUGGAAAAAGAACAUCGCAAACGAGCUGAGAAAGAGGCUCUGGAGCAACGCAAGCUGGAUGAGGAGAUGAGAGAGGCUAAGAGACAGCAGCGAAAACUUAACUUCCUGAUCACACAAACUGAAUUAUAUGCCCACUUUAUGAGUCGUAAACGAGAUAUUGGACAUGAUGGAAUACAGGAGGAAAUCCUACGCAAACUGGAAGACAGCUCUACCCAAAGGCAGAUUGAUAUUGGUGGAGGAGUAGUGGUCAACAUCACCCAAGAAGAUUAUGACAGUAACUAUUACAAGGCUCAAGCUCUGAAGAAUGCUGAGGAUGCUUACCAGAUUCAUCAGGCCCGGACCAGAUCAUUUGAUGAAGAUGCAAAGGAGAGUCGGGCAGCUGCUUUACGGGCUGCUAACAAAUCCGGUACUGGCUUUGGAGAGAGCUACAGUUUAGCAAACCCAUCUAUCCGAGCAGGAGAAGAUAUUCCACAGCCUACCAUUUUCAAUGGAAAACUGAAAGGUUACCAACUGAAAGGCAUGAAUUGGCUGGCCAACCUGUAUGAGCAGGGCAUCAAUGGAAUCCUGGCAGAUGAGAUGGGUCUGGGUAAAACAGUACAAAGUAUUGCUCUCCUUGCACAUUUGGCUGAGAGAGAGAACAUCUGGGGACCUUUUUUAAUAAUUUCACCUGCCUCUACUCUCAACAACUGGCACCAGGAGUUUGCCAGAUUUGUACCUAAAUUUAAGGUGCUCCCUUACUGGGGAAAUCCGCACGACAGGAAGGUGAUCAGGAAGUUCUGGAGUCAGAAGACAUUAUAUACUCAGGAUGCUCCUUUCCAUGUGGUGAUUACCAGUUAUCAGCUGGUAGUACAGGAUGUGAAGUAUUUCCAGAGAGUGAAGUGGCAAUAUAUGGUGCUGGAUGAAGCACAAGCACUCAAGAGUAGCUCCAGUGUUCGUUGGAAGAUCCUACUACAGUUCCAGUGUCGAAACAGAUUAUUGUUGACUGGGACACCAAUCCAGAACACCAUGGCUGAGCUGUGGGCCCUGCUGCAUUUUAUCAUGCCAACGCUGUUUGAUUCCCAUGAAGAGUUCAAUGAGUGGUUUUCCAAGGACAUAGAGAGUCAUGCAGAGAACAAGUCUGCCAUUGAUGAGAACCAACUGUCCCGCUUGCACAUGAUCCUGAAGCCUUUCAUGUUGAGAAGAAUCAAAAAGGAUGUGGAAAAUGAGCUGUCAGAUAAGAUUGAAAUUCUUAUGUACUGCCAGCAGACAAGUCGACAGAAGCUGUUGUACCAAGCCCUGAAAAACAAAAUCUCUAUUGAUGACCUCUUGCAGUCCUCAAUGGGUACUACUCAGCAAGCACAGACCACCACUAGUAGUCUCAUGAAUCUAGUCAUGCAGUUCAGGAAGGUGUGCAAUCACCCAGAGCUGUUUGAGCGACAAGAAACUUGGUCUCCAUUUCACAUCUCUCUAAAGCCAUACCAGAUUUCAAAGUUUAUCUACCGUCAUGGACAGAUCAGGGUCUUUAACCAUUCACGGGACAGGUGGUUACGGGUUUCACUUUCGCCAUUUGCACCAGACCACAUCCAGCAGUCUCUCUUCCAUAGGAAGGGCAUCAACGAAGAAAGCUGUUUUUCUUUCCUCCGGUUUAUUGAUGUCUCUCCAGCAGAAAUGGCAAACCUCAUGAAUCAGGGACAUUUAGCCAGGUGGUUAGCUCUUUUCCUGUCUCUGAAAGCAUCCUACAGGCUCCAUCACACGCGCUUCUGGGUGGAAACCGAAGGGGAGAAACAGCAGGGGUCAUGUUUUCUGAGGAACAGGGAUUUCUUGCUUGAUGUAAAUUUCCAAAAACCUAACUUGCACAGCUGCACUUUGCUGCAGAACCUUGUGUUCAGCAGCCACUGUAAAGCAGUUACUGGCUAUUCAGAUCAUGUCAUACAUCGAAGGAGAUCAGCUACCUCAUGUGUACGGUGCUGCCAGGUGACUGAGCUGCCGUCCUUCCUGUGCAUAGCCAGUCCACGGGUAACAGCUGUGCCUCUGGAGUUCUACUGCAAUGACCGAAGUGCAGAGUAUGAGCGCAGGGCACUGAAGGAAGGAGGAAGUCUGGAAGCAAAGCAGUGUGUACUCAAUGGAGCCCCUGAGCUAGCAGCUGACUGGCUGAAGCAAUCCUCCCAGUUCUUCCCAGAGUAUCCAGGAGGGCUGUUAGGGAUCAGGCCUCAGAAUGGCUGGUCUUUUAUCAGGAUACCAGACAAAGAGAGUCUGAUCACUGACAGUGGAAAACUUCAUGCUCUUGAUCUUCUGUUGACACGGCUGAAAUCUCAAGGACACAGAGUUCUCAUCUAUUCCCAGAUGACACGGAUGAUUGACUUACUGGAGGAAUACAUGGUUUAUAGGAAACAUACCUACAUGAGAUUGGAUGGUUCUUCAAAGAUUUCGGAACGAAGGGACAUGGUAGCAGAUUUUCAGAACAGGAAUGAUAUUUUUGUGUUCCUGUUAAGCACAAGAGCUGGAGGCUUGGGCAUUAACCUUACAGCUGCAGAUACGGUAAUUUUCUAUGACAGUGAUUGGAACCCAACAGUAGACCAGCAAGCCAUGGACCGGGCACACAGGCUGGGUCAGACCAAACAGGUCACUGUGUACCGGUUGAUAUGUAAAGGCACCAUUGAGGAGCGCAUCUUACAGAGGGCUAAGGAAAAGAGUGAG